CUUUUAUGGCUGUACCCACCGGAAGUGUGCGGGCGUCCGCGUCACAGGAGAGGCUGUGGUUAGGUACUGGCAUCAUCGAUAUAUCGGUAGUGAAUCUCCCGUGGAGUGAGCCAGCAUGGCCUCUGCCCCAGCACAGCAGCCCACGCUCACUGUAGAGCAGGCGAGAGUUGUUCUUAGUGAGGUGAUCCAGGCUUUCUCCGUGCCUGAGAACGCAGCCCGCAUGGAGGAAGCCAGAGAAAGCGCCUGCAACGACAUGGGCAAGAUGCUGCAGCUUGUGCUUCCUGUGGCCACUCAGAUCCAACAGGAAGUCAUCAAAGCAUACGGCUUCAACAGUGAAGGAGAAGGUGUUCUCAAAUUCGCCCGGCUGGUGAAGGUGUAUGAAACUCAGGACCCAGAGAUCGCAGCCAUGUCAGUGAAACUCAAGAGUCUCCUACUGCCACCUCUCUCCACUCCUCCCAUUGGCAGUGGCAUCCCGACCUCAUAGAACAGCGCAAACUCCCAGUUCAUCAAGUUCAAAACCGUUUCAACUAUAAAAAUUGUCUAGUGCAAACACAUUCAGGUUUUCCCAUUUUAGUCAGUUUUAACACUUCUUUCAAGGGUGAUUUAAACUGAGAUGAAGUACAAAUUGCACCACAGAAGAAUAUUUGAAUAAAAAGAAAACAAGUUAUUGGUGAACUUAUACAUUUCCAUUUUCUGUCAGUGAAAUUAGUAUUCAAACCAUGGUCUUGGUCACAUAUUUAUUUUUUGUAUUCAUAUCCAUUUUGCCAUGUUGAAUGUGCAUAUUUAUAAAGCGUAACUAAUUUGUUGAUGCCUUUUGGAGGUCUUGUUGGUUUUUAAAGCUUUUUAUACAGUUCAUAUUGAUUGUCUCAUUUGGUCAUAUAAUCAUAAAUGAUAACCUGUGACAUUGUUCUUGUGAUCAUUACUGUUUGAAAAACUGAUUAGUGUCACAUAAACAGUGUUCACCAAUAAAGUAAUUUUUUACUUAAUGGAAAAAUGUUUGUUAUCAUGAAAUGACCGUGCUUUUAUUAAUGUCUUUCUCAGUAUUUUAGUUUUCUUUGUCUUAGUCAACAAAACAUGCAAACAGCAUUAAGGCCAGUGAGUCCACAUUCCAAGUUGGGACAGACUGCUUCAGUGGUGUGCUGUGAGCUGGAGUCGUUUACAGACUCAAAAUGAUUCAAAUUUAAGCCAAUGGUCUGCUGCUGAAACAAAUCAACCUGAUGAUAGAGAAUGUUUUAAAUGUGGACAGAAAGGGCAUCUUGCCCGUGUGUCACGAAUCCGGUCCGUAUUCUUCCGUCUGCUCGCCACCAGAGGUCGCCUUCUGAUUAUAUUGACUCUCACACUGCACAGACUUCCACAUGUCACCACGGACUACAUUUACCAUGCUCCAUUUCACUGAUUACGUUUACACCUGCAGCCAAUUACACCCACUAUAAGAAUCAGUCUCAACACAACCAUUCACUGCCGAGUAUUGUAUGCAUGUAUCACUGUUCUGCUGAUAGCAUUAUUACGGAGCCAGUUUCCUAGUUCAGUCAAGUCAUUGCCCUGUCUAGGCUAGCCGUGUUUUUGGAUUUCGUUUGUCUUGAAUUACCCCUCUUGUCUUGCCCUGUUC
Molecule: messenger RNA, 1609 nt
Organism: Sinocyclocheilus rhinocerous
Lineage: Eukaryota; Metazoa; Chordata; Actinopteri; Cypriniformes; Cyprinidae
Product: protein C10-like
Exons: 4
Coding region: 116-484 (122 amino acids)
Biological process (GO): post-embryonic development
Source: RefSeq, a predicted model, not a curated record